AGAGCAUGCGCUCAGUUUGUUGGGAGUUGUGGUCCGGUUGCCCCCCCCAGCACAAAAGGGAGCGUUGCAUGCUGGGACUUGUAUGCCUUUAAUAUCGGACUUGACCUGAUUAGCUCCGAGACUCCUAGAGAAAAGGGAAAGAGAUUCAAGUUGUCGCGAGAUUUAGUUGUCAGUCCUCAGGCGGCGUGGCUGCGCACGUUAUUGGUGCCAGUCUUCCCCAACUCCUCUUGCACUUGCUUUUGCACCCUUGCUGAAACUUUGUCUGAAGGUUUUGCGUUCGUCAUGGGCAAAGCCAGGGGGAAGGCCCUGGGGAGCCAGGCAGGAGUCCAGAGAGCCAAACCCCCCGCUAACUCCAACCCCUUCGAGGUGAAGAUCAACCGGCAGAAGUUCCAUAUCCUCGGAAGGAAAACCCGCCACGACGUGGGCCUGCCGGGUAUAUCUAGAGCUAAAGCCAUCAAGAAGCGUACACAAACCCUACUAAAAGAGUAUAAAGAAAGGGACAAGUCUAAUGUAUUUACAGAUAAACGCUUCGGGGAAUACAAUACUAAAAUAAGUCCAGAGGAAAAGAUGAUGAAGAGAUUUGCUCUAGAACGACAGCGAAACAAUGAAAAGAAAAGCAUUUAUAAUCUCAAUGAAGAUGAAGAAUUAACUCAUUAUGGCCAGUCUUUGGCAGAUAUUGAAAAAUUUAAUGACAUUGUUGAUAGUGACAGUGAUACUGAAGAAAGAGGAAUGUUAUCUGCUGAGUUAACUGCUUCCCAUUUUGGUGGAGGUGGUGGGCUCCUUCGUAAGAAAACCUCUGAACCUGGAGAGGAAGAAGAGAAGCCAAAGUCACGCAAAGAACUUAUUGAAGAACUCAUUGCCAAAUCAAAACAAGAGAAGCGUGAAAGACAAACUCAACGAGAAAAUGCCCUUGAACUCACUGAGAAAUUGGACAGUGAUUGGAAAGAAAUCCAGUUUUUGCUAUCUCACAAAACCCCCAAAUCAGAAAAAAAGGAUAAAGAAGAGAAACCUAAGCCUGAUACAUAUGACAUAAUGGUCCGUGAGCUUGGAUUUGAAAUGAAGGCACAGCCCUCAGACAGGAUGAAGACUGAGGAGGAAUUGGCCAAAGAGGAGCAAGCACGACUCAAAAAGCUGGAGGCUGAUAGACUACGCCGGAUGCUCGGAAAGGAGGAUGAUGAAAAGAGUAAGAAACCAAAGCACAUAUCAGCAGAUGAUUUAAACGAUGGCUUUGUUCUGGAUAAAGAUGAUCGGCGUUUACUUUCUUAUAAAGAUGGGAAGAUAAAUCAAGAAAUAGAUGACCCUAAUGAGGAGGGAAAAGCCCAAGAAGAAGACAGUGAAGGGGAAGAGGAUCAACAGCCAGAUACUGAGGAUUCAGAAGAAAGUGAUGAUCCAGAUAACCAUUCUGACCUUGAAUCUAAUGAGGCCAGUGAGGAAGAAGACAUUGAAACAGAGAAUCAAAAGAAAAAGCAUAUCCACGCACCUGAAAAAAAUCCAAGUGGUGGCAACCAAAAAGCAAUGAUAGAAGCUGCUAGAUCUGAGCUCCCAUAUACAUUUGCUGCUCCUGAUUCCUAUGAGGAACUUAAGUCUUUGCUGUCAGGAAAAUCAACAGAACAGCAGCUUGUGGUGAUAGAGAGAAUCCAGAAAUGCAACCAUCCAAGUCUUGCUGUGGGAAACAAAGCAAAAUUACAAAAACUGUUUGGCUUCCUUUUGGAGUACAUUGGGGAUUUGGCUACUAUGACUCCACCAGAUCUAAAAACUAUUGAUAAAUUAAUUGUGCAGUUGUACAAUCUUUGCCAGAUGUUUCCUGAAUUUGCAAGCAGCUCUGUUAAAUUUGUCCUCAGAGACGUUGUGCAUGAAAUGGAAGAAAUGAUUGAAAUCAAAGGCCGUGCAGCAUUUCCGGGAUUAGACGUGCUCAUUUAUUUGAAAAUUAUUGGAAUAUUAUUUCCAACUUCUGACUUCUGGCAUCCUGUAGUAACUCCUGCCCUGGUGUGCAUGAGUCAAAUACUGACCAAGUGCCCUGUCAUGUCACUCCAAGAUGUCAUCAAAGGACUGUUUGUGUGCUGCUUAUUCCUGGAAUACGUCUCUUUGUCCCAGAGAUUUGUACCUGAACUUAUUAACGUCCUUGCAGGGGUGCUUCACAUGGCAACUCCCAACAAAGCUACUCGAGGUUAUACUCUGGUGCAUCCUUUCAAACCACUAGGAAAGAAUUCUGAACUGCUCCUGGUGUCUGAGAAAGAAGAUAUGGACACAUGGUCCAAGAAGGGCCUCCCCCUUAGUAAGGUGAACGGAUUAAAGGAAGGCAGUAAAUCUGAGACAAAUCAUAUCAGAUUAUCCUGCAUAUGUGUAUGUUUAAAUCUCAUUAAACGCUGUUUAGCUAUGUACAAUACCCUACCAUCUCUUCCUGAAAUAAUGGAGCCCAUCAGAGUCCUCCUUACUGAUCACAUUCCAGAGUGUGGAUACCCCAGAGAGCUGCAGGAGCUGUCCCAAAGCAUAUUACAAGAAAUGGGAAACCGAGAAGAAACCUACCAGCCUCUAGUCUGUGAAAAGAGUAAGCCAGUGCCGCUAAAGAUGUUCACACCCAAAUUGGUGAAAGUCCUUGAGUUUGGAAGAAAACAAGGGAGCAGUAAAGAGGAACAAGAAAGGAAAAGACUAAUUCAUAAGCAUAAACGGGAAUUUAAAGGAGCUGUCCGUGAGAUUCGCAAAGAUAAUCAGUUCCUGGCUCGGAUGCAACUUUCAGAAAUCAUGGAAAGGGAUUCUGAACGAAAACGAAAAGUAAAGCAACUUUUUGGGAGCCUAGCUACCCAGGAAGGCGAAUGGAAGGCCCUAAAGAGGAAAAAGUUCAAAAAAUAAGUUUUUUUAUGAGUAGAAAAGAAUUUCUUUUAUAUUUGUACAUAAGCCAAGACUGUUCUGAAUUCCCAGUGAAUUUUGUAUCAAGGUUCCAUGGAAUAGAGCCCCACAUCUCCACUCAUUGUGCAAAUACAGACUCUUACCACGCAUGUUGGGGCAUUGCUGUAAUCAUGUCAAUUCCUUAAUAGUUAAAACGCAAAUGACUUUUGGUAUAUUUUUGUAGUUUAAUAAAACCUUAUCCUGGGAGUGGAAGAAAACUGGUUAAUUUUUAACUUUUGAGUUAGUGGAGAGACUUAAAUGAAGGUUAAGCAGCUCAAGUGCACUCAGACCCUCAUGUCCUUAGAAAGUCCAGAAUGUGGAGCUCAGACCUGGCCCUUGUAGGGUCUCUGAAUCAUAAUGCCAAACAGUGAUUUUUGGUGUAGAAUCCUCUCAGUUUGGACAGAGCGGGGCUGACAGUUGUUUUUUCACAUAAAUUCCUGAGACCAGCUUCUUGUUGUCUGGGGCUUUCACACCAUUUUAGAAGAUAGAUUCCAUGAUUGUGGAAUCUUGGGGUCUCCAGGUAUCACCUAUAGCUGUAGAAGAAAAGGAUGAGAACUGAGAGAUCACACUCGACACUUGCUGUCAUAUAGCUAGAGCUCUGCUUCAGGUGUUUGGAUUUAAGGAACAGGCAAUGCUUGCUCAUAGAGAGCCAGCAAACAUUUACUAAGGGCCCACCAUGGACCAGGCUCUGUGCAAGGAAUGCCAGGAGGACAUGUGCCAGCCUUUGACAUGGCUGCCUAAGUCCCUGGGUCCUGAGCCAUACAUCAUGCCACUUCCAGGACCCAAGCAGAGGUUUACAAGACUUUAUAGCCCUUUACAAGUGCUGGAAAUAAACCCAUUGAAUAUACAAGUCAAGAGAUAAACCAGUUGAAGAUACACUUUGGGAGAUACAAUUCCUUUCAGGCAGUCACUUCCUUUUUGGACAUUUGUCCUUCCCGUCUGACCAGGCUUCCUCAAAGAGAUUUCUCUGGGUGGUUCUGUGUUUUUCAGGAAAGAAUGGCCAAGGAGUUCUUGGUCUCUAUCCAACACAGGUCCAGAAAAGUUAUGCUUUAUUGUAGCAAGAGAUAGGAUCUCUGGAUCCCUGGAGGUUUCUUUGUAUUAGGUAAAUUCUCAAGCCAAUCAUCCUCCUUGAAUUCCUUGCUAAAUAUUUUUAUUUUUCAUUUUUCAAACUUUAGAUAGUACCUGUUGCUAUAAGACCAUAAAGUUUGAGCCAUCCUAGGCCUCAGUUUUUUCCUCUGCCAAAUGGAGUUAAAUUAGAUGGCCUGAUUACAUGAUUUCUAAGCAAUGUCCUGCUCUCAAUCUAUGAGAAAGAUUCAAAUGGCACAGAAGAAAGCAUUCCAGCUAGGAGGAAAGUCAUAGGCAAAGGCACAGGGACUGGAAUAUGCAUAGUGUGUGAAGAGGGACUCAAUCUGUCUAAUCUGGUUAGUGGGGGAGGAAUAAGGGGCAAAAGCAUCUUGGGGCCUGACUGGAGAAGACCUUGAAUGCCAAAAUGAGCAGUCAUCCCUGGAGUGAGUCCCAGGAAGGAACUCCUCACCUCAGUACUGAGUACAAAGCAACCCUGUUAUAUUUCUGGGGCUCUGUUUAUUUUCUCAGCUUUCACUUUUCUAAGUGGAGAUGCUCACAGCUCACAGAAAUUCCUGCUGUCUGAAAUGUCCACAGCAUCAAGGAAUCAGAAGGAAAAAACCAUUUAGGAUUUCAGUGUCCCUUUACCUUUGGCAGAGCUUCUGAAAUAAAGGCUGGCUCUGGCACUGCCCUCCUUGGCCAUCCUCCAUUGUAACUGAGUUUCGUCUGAGGCUGGGAGUGGGAACUCAAAUGCCUGACCCAGCAUUCCCAUGGCCUGAACAUUUCUUCUACCAUAACCCAAAUGAAGGGGAGAGAAAUGAAUGAAAAAGCAGAACAGUCUGAGCCCCUGUCAUAUAUAAAAAGCCCCCAAAUCAUGCCUGAGAUUUAGAGAUUAUUAUCACGAGGCAACUUAUGUUUCCUACAAUUGAAUCUGAAAAUCUGGAUGAUAGUGAGCCUCUGGACAACCAAUGAAACUGGCUUAGGAACCAUUUACCCUGAGAUGGAUUCAGUCUGGCUCUCAGUCCAUUGGGCUCCAUCGUCCAUUCCUUCUCAUUCAUGUUUUCCUCUUAACAUGAUUGUACUUGGCGUGUACCCCAUUCUUUAUUAUUUUUUUCACAUUGUAUUUAUAUCCUUAAAGGUUUUUCUCGUGCUUAUCAGUGAGUGCCAUUAUUCCAUUACAUCAAUAUGUUGUUUUUCAGUCAUGUCUGACUCUUGUGUGUCUCCAUUUGGGGCUUUCUUGGCAGAGAUACCGGAAUGGUUUGCCAUUUCCUUCUCUGAGGAAACAAAGGCAAACAGGAUUAAAUGACUCACCCAAGGUCACACAGCUAGGAAGUAUCUGAGGCUGAACUCAGGUCUUCCUGACUCUAGGCCUGGCACCCUAUUCACUGUGCCACCCAGCUGCCUUUCUGACAAUAUGCCACCAAGAAGUUCCCCAGUCCCCCUUAAGUGGCUUCCUGUUCUUUAUGAUUGCCUACAGUGCUGCUGUGAAGGAGCUCACUCAAAGGAUGUCUCAUUUUUGGUUUGUUUUUGAUAACACUUUUAGGGUCAGUUUUCUGUAGGAUUAUUAAGUCCAUACAAGUGGUUUGACAUGUUUUUGAGAUCUCGCUUCCCUACGUAUGGUAUUACCUCCAUUUAAUAGGUAAGAUGAAGUCCAGGGAAGGAAAAGGUUUUGCCCUAGGGCAUACACAUAACAGACAUAAAGGAUUUUGCAUGAAGUUAUCGAUCUCCAUUUCAUACUGAUUGCUUUCAAAACUAUCCUGUUUGACAUUUUCUGAACUUCCUUUUUUUUCUCUCCUGUACAUUAAAAAAAAGUUAUGACUCUUUAUUUUUAAAAUCAUUAUUGCUACCCUUUCCAAAUGAAAAACUGAAAAAAAUAAUAAGUAGAAAAAAUAAUUUUUGCAAGAAAUAAGUUUAGUCAAGGAAAAUGAAUGCACAAUGACCAUGUCCAAAAAUGUACAGACACCCUGUGCCCAUCAACUCUCUCAGGAGGUGGGUAACAUGCUUCAUCCUUGGUCCUCUGGAUACAUGGUUGGUCACUGCUGAGAUCGGAAUUCUGAAAUCAUCCAAAGUUGUUUUUCCUUUAUACUGUUCUUUGUAUAAAUUAUUCUCUUGGUUAUGCUUAGUUAACCCUGUUCGGUUCUCAUUGCCCAAGGAUUCUAUGAAGUUGUCCCUUGUGUAAUUUCUUGUGGUGCAAUAAUAUUGUUACAUAAAUAUACCAGUUUGUUCAACCUUUUUUCAGUUAUCUAAGAGACACACUAAGACUACACUGUUUCUUUGCUUUUCUUGCCUCCCAUUUGCACUCUCUUUCAAUUCUCCUUCAGGAUCAAGUUUUGUCUCUUUUUGAUCAUCCUCCCUCUUAGCCUCAAUCUUCCCUAUUCCCUGCUCGUUUCCCUAUUAAGUUUGAUGUAUUUCUCCACUAAAAUGAGAUGUCUCUGUCUCUUUCAAAUAAAAGUGAGGUUACUUCAUUGAUAGUCCACUCCCCCGUUCCUUUCUCCAUGUUUGUAUACUAUUCUUAUAUACCCUAGUCUAUAAUGGGGAUUAGGGAACUUCAUUAUAUACUGUUCUUAUAUACCCCAAUUAUAACAGCAAAUCCCAACCAUUCAUCCCCUUUCUAAUGUAUUCCUUUCAAUGUCCCUUUUUUUUCUCUCCAGGAUCUCAAAUUAAAUUCAAUCCCACCCAUGAUCUCUGCUUUUCUCCCUUACUAAAUUCCCUUAAUAUCUUUUAAAGCUAUUGAUUCUGAAGAACUUUAGUCCUUCUCUAUUAGAAAAUUAGCAUUCUACAUCAUCAUACAGUUUCUUCUAAUUGCUCAAAUAAAUUUGCCUUUCUAGGUUUUUCUGGGUUUCUUGUGCUUGUAUUAUAAAGAUAUUAGUCAGUUCUGAUCUUUUCAUUAGAAAUUAUUGAAAGUAUUCUAUUAAAAAUUCAUUGUCCCCUUGUAGGAAAAUACUCAUUUUUGCAGGGUUGUUUUGUAGUUGUGAGCUUAUUUCUUUUGUCUUUUAGAUCAAUGUAUUCUAAGAUCUUCUUUUGUUUUUAGUAGAGGCUAUUGAUCUUGUGUGAUCAUUUCAUUAGUAUUUGAAGGGUUUGUUUCUGGAACCUUUGUUGUUUGGGGGUUUAUGCCUGAAGCAGGAGGGGAAACUGGAUUUUGAUAAUGAUAUACAUGAGACUUUUCCUUUUGAAGUUUCUUUCAGAUUGUGGGGGUUUUUUCCAUCUUAAUUUUGACCUCUAGUUUUAAUAGAUCUGGGUAGUUUGCAUUUAUGAUUUUUUUAAAAGUAGUGUUUAAAAAAUUUUUUUAUGAUUCUUUUUCUAGUUCACAAUUUACAUUUUCUUCUAUUUUUUCAAUCUUUUGGUUUUGCUUUUAAUAUUUCUUCUUGCCUCGUGGAAUUUUUCUAUGUUCUAGUUUUCAGGGAUUCUAUUUCUUGGAUAAUCUAGUUUUCCAGUUUCCAAGCUUCUUAUUUUCCUUCUGAUUCUUUCCACUAGACCUUUUCCUACUUUAUUUUUUAACCUUGCUUUAUUUAUUUUAGGUAUUCAUAUGGUAUCUGUGAGAAUUCCCUUUGAGUUGCCAACAAGUAUUAAGGGUCUCUUAAAUGUCAGGCAUUAUGCCAAGUGAUGGAGUUAUUUGCCCUUUAUUUUAGGGGACCUUCAGAGUCCAAUGGCUGGGAGUCAGGGGAUCUGGGGUUCUAGGUGGGCUCAGUUUCCUGUGAAGCAUUUGAUUUCAUUCUUUCCCCAAGGCCCACAGAAACCUAGGCUUUUAUUUAGUCAUUUUUCAGGCACGUCUGACUAUAAGAUGGCAAACUCAACCACAUAUAUGCCCAGGGCGAAGGCUACUUACUCCCUCUCCCUCAGCCUAACAAAGGCAUACAGAGAUGACUGAGAAGGGAACACACUGGGAUAGAAAGGACACAGAACUAGGAACGAGAAAAAGCUUCCUUACAAGAAAUAUAGUGACAAAAAAAUAAUAGACCUUUCAAUGCCAAGAAUACCAUUCGGCUAUUAUCAACAGAUUAUAAAUUGUGGGGUUUGAAUGACUGGGAUUAUGUGCAAUAAUCAAGGACCUCCUUGCCCAUCACGCUGGGAUCCUGCCACCCGAGAGUGUCUGGCUGUAGCACUUUCAGAACUUGUCCAUACAGAUCUGUGGAGCACCAUCUUGUCUGUACAUUGAGGAAAACAGGAACUCCUGGAGGAGGACCUCCCUGCCUGUGUUCAUCUCUGUGUUGCUUAAAGAAACUCAAGAUCACAUCCUCAGGGCACCAUAGCAAAAGAGACCUAGCCAAUACAGGUCCAUUAGGCUUUUUUUCCCCUUUUCCCCUUAGAACAUUGCUCUGAGGAACUUCCUUCUUUUCUUCUACCAGUUCAAAACCAAAGAAGGUACAUGAGAGAAAAAAAGGAAGUUCAGAAAAUGUCAAAUAGGGUAGUUUUGAAAUGGAGAUCAAUAACUUCAUGCAGAAUCCUUUAUGUCUGUUAUGUGUACGUGAAUUCUCUUUUUAAGUUUUCAUUGAGAAUUUUAUUUUUUAAACAAGAGUCAACUAUGGACACUGUGCUAGGUAUUGGUGAUGUAAAGGUGAAAAAUGAUGCACAAUUCUUAUUGAUAAUCAAAAGAACUUCCAGUUUAAAGGAGGAUAUAAUGUAUACACCUAUAUAUGAUGUAACAUGAACAAGAAGCUACAGACCAAAAAAUAUGAGAAGAGAGAGAAAUAGCUGGUGGCACAAGGAAUAGGGUCCUGAGCUCUCUUUCCUGAAUCGGGAAGACCCAAGUUCAAAGGCAGCCUCAGACAUGUCCCUGGGUAAGCCACUUAACUUCUAUUUAUCUUUGUUUCCUCAACUGAAAAAUGGGAAUAAUAGCACCUACUUCACAACAUUGUUGUAAAGAUCAAAUAAGAUACUAUUUGUAAAAAGUUCUUAGCACAAUGAUUAGUGCUUAAUAGAUGCUUAUUAUUUCCUUCCAGCUUGAGAGGGGUCAAGGAAAGCUUCAUGGAGGAAAUGAGCCUUGAAGGAAAAGGAUAUUAAUAAGUAAAGAUACAGAGAAGAGAGGGUCAUAGAAUGGUUAGAGAUCAUUCCUCAAAACCCGAAAGACUUAGCUUCACGUUCUGUUUCUGAGAUCUACUGAUUGUGGGACCAAAGGGAAUUCACUUGACUAAGUCCAAAAGUGACAGAGGAAGUUUCAACCUGGGUAUUCCUGCAACUCCCUAUGUCAAUGAGAUCCAGAGCCACUCUACCUCUAAAAAAACAUUGAGAAUAUAUGAUCUAGGAAUGAGUGAUGUGAGUUCAUGCAAGUCCACCAGAGGGCAGAAUGAGACCAGGAAAUCCCUGCUAAUCUGGGCACCCCCACCCCAUCCACUUCCCCAAACAACUACCUCUACCAUAUUUGCAGAAACAACUACCUCCACCAUAUUUGCAGAGGCUAUAUCCAUCUCUCUCUCUCACACACACACACACACGGAGACUAAGGACAUGAUGAUGAUGGUGAUUGGAUGGAAAAUCAUCAAGGUGCAGAUAAGAUGCCAAGAAGCUCCAGGCACAGCUGCCAUCUUGCUCUCUCCCACUUUUCUAACAUUUCUCUUUCCUGACUCAAGCUGGAAACUUCCCAGCCUUCCAAGCCUCUCACUUAGUAAAUAACUAAACUGUGUGGUCAAGAGUGCAAUUGCUAAAUUGAAGCAUUUUUUUCUGCUUUAUUUUUCUUGCUUUUUUGGCAACAUGGCAACAAGUUUUUGCAUGAUCUCAUGUAUGAAAUGAUUGUCAUAUUGUUUGCCUUCUCAAUGGGUGUGGGAGGGAUUCCAGGGAAAGAGAAUCAGAAACUCAAUAAAAAUGAAUGUUAAACCUCUAAAAAGUCCAAUUGCUCAACAAAGUCAGAGGAAGGAGCCUUUGGUAUUAAUUGGAGUCUUUGAAAAGGCAUCAUGAAUGAGUGUAGAGCCCAGCUUUAAAAUGUAUCUUUACAAAAUGACAUAAUAAACAUGUAUUAAGCCUC
Molecule: messenger RNA, 9907 nt
Organism: Monodelphis domestica (gray short-tailed opossum)
Lineage: Eukaryota; Metazoa; Chordata; Mammalia; Didelphimorphia; Didelphidae
Gene: NOP14
Product: NOP14 nucleolar protein
Biological process (GO): maturation of SSU-rRNA
Cellular component (GO): Noc4p-Nop14p complex; small-subunit processome; nucleolus
Source: RefSeq, a predicted model, not a curated record